Molecule: messenger RNA, 1524 nt
Organism: Emys orbicularis (European pond turtle)
Lineage: Eukaryota; Metazoa; Chordata; Testudines; Emydidae
Product: cytochrome P450 2D14-like
Exons: 9
Coding region: 1-1524 (507 amino acids)
Biological process (GO): xenobiotic metabolic process; arachidonate metabolic process
Cellular component (GO): intracellular membrane-bounded organelle; cytoplasm
Molecular function (GO): oxidoreductase activity, acting on paired donors, with incorporation or reduction of molecular oxygen, reduced flavin or flavoprotein as one donor, and incorporation of one atom of oxygen; heme binding; iron ion binding
Source: RefSeq, a predicted model, not a curated record
AUGGAGCUGCUCCUGUGGCUCUGGUCCCAGCUUCGAUCCUGCGGGAACAACCUCCCAGCACUGGGCAUAGCCCUCACAGUCUUCGCUCUGCUAUUUGAUUUCCUGAAGCGCAGGAAGAGCUGGAGUCGCUACCCACCAGGGCCGACCUCUCUGCCUUUCAUUGGGACCAUGCUGCAGAUCGAUUUCCACAGCCCGCACCGCUCCUUUACCCAGCUGAGUAAAAAAUAUGGAAAUGUCUUUAGUCUUCAGAACUGCUGGAGUAAUCUGAUAGUAGUGAAUGGAUUCAAAGCAGUAAAGGAAGCAUUGGUCCAGAAAUCAGAGGACUUUGCUGCCCGACCAUACUUUCCUAUAUAUGAGCACUUGGGUUAUGGAGAGAACGCCGAAGGGUUGGUGCUUGCAAGAUAUGGUCAUGCCUGGAAGGAGCAAAGGAGAUUUGCACUCUCCACCUUGAGGAACUUUGGGAUGGGAAAGAAAUCCCUGGAGCAGCGUGUGACCGAGGAAGCUGGAUUUCUAUGCUCUGCGAUCUGUUCUGAACAAGGUCGUCCUUUUGAUCCACAUUUUCUUAUAAACAACGCAGUUAGCAAUGUGAUCUGCUCCCUCGUCUAUAGUGAGCGCUUUGACUAUGACAAUAAGAAAUUUCAGAGGUUGCUGCAUUUGAUUGAACAGGCCUUGAACGAAGAAGCUGGAUUCCUGCCGCAGCUCCUUCUCGUAGUACCUUGGCUGCUGCGCAUCCCUGGAGUGCCACAGAGCGUCUUCCGAUCCCAAAAGGAGGUCCUGGACUUCACAGAUGAGCUUGUGAAGGAGCACAGGACGACCUGGAAUCCUACCCAAAAGAGAGACUUCACCGAUGCUUUUCUACAAGAGAUAGAGAAGGCUAAAGAGCAUGCGGGGAGCAGUUUCAGUGACAACAACCUUCGUAUGGUAACAGUUGACUUGUUUACCGCUGGCACUGAGACCACCUCCACCACCCUGCGCUGGGCAUUGCUGUACAUGCUUCUCCAUCCUGACAUCCAGUGUAAAGUCCAUGAGGAAAUUGAUAAGGUGAUUGGCAGGGACAGGUCACCCAAGAUGGAGGACCAAGCGAACAUGCCUUAUACCAAUGCUGUGAUCCAUGAAACUCAACGUUAUGGGGAUAUUGUUCCUGUUGGAGUGCCUCACAUGACAUACCGGGACACCGAGCUCCAAGGCUACUUCAUUCCAAAGGGGACGACAGUCAUCACUAACUUGUCCUCGGUGCUGAAGGAUGAAACGGUUUGGGAGAAGCCGCACCAGUUCUACCCGGAGCACUUCCUGGAUGCAGAUGAGCAGUUUGUGAAGCGAGAGGCCUUCCUGCCUUUCUCUGCAGGUCGUCGUGUUUGCCUGGGGGAACAACUAGCCAGGAUGGAGCUCUUCCUCUUCUUCACUAGCCUGCUGCAGCAUUUCACCUUCCAUCUCCCUGAGGGCCAGGCCAGGCCUCGAGAGGAUGGACACUUUGCCGCGACACUCACCCCACACCCCUACCAGAUCCAGGCUGUCCCAAGAUAA